Molecule: messenger RNA, 459 nt
Organism: Salvia hispanica
Lineage: Eukaryota; Viridiplantae; Streptophyta; Magnoliopsida; Lamiales; Lamiaceae
Source: RefSeq, a predicted model, not a curated record
AUGGAGCGCGAGCGUGAUGCGGCGGAGCAGGCGACGGCGCAGAUCCCUCGACCGAUUCGACUUAGGACGUUUGUCCGCCGCGAGCACGACUUAGCUCACCAACGCCUGUUCGCAGACUAUUUUGCCGAGCAACCACGGUGGGGCCCGACGGUUUUUCACCACCGUUUUAGAAUGCGGCGAGUUCUUUUUAUCAGCAUUGUCCAGACGUUGGAGGCACGUGAUGAGUACUUCCAGUAUUGGGUAGAUGGCAUCGACAGACCCGGACUUACGCCGUUGCAGAAGUGCACGGUUGCGAUCCGGCAGUUGGCCUACGGCACCACGGCAGAUAUGUUCGACGAGUACCUUCACGUCGGGGAGACAACUGGCCGCGAUUGCCUGAAGAAUUUUUGUAGGGGAAUUGUGGAGGCUUAUAGCGACACAUAUUUGCGAAGACCGACUGCUAGAAUUGCCAGGCCUUGA